Molecule: messenger RNA, 968 nt
Organism: Paralichthys olivaceus (Japanese flounder)
Lineage: Eukaryota; Metazoa; Chordata; Actinopteri; Pleuronectiformes; Paralichthyidae
Source: RefSeq, a predicted model, not a curated record
AUGUUGAACACUGAGGCGGCGGGUAAAUCCACCUUUGUGCGCCUUUUGGAGCAGGAGAGCGCGGACUGGGAGGUAGUACCAGAGCCCAUCGCCAGGUGGUGCAACGUCCAAACAGACAGCAGUGACUUCGAGGAGCUGAGCACAUCGCAGAAGAGCGGCGGGAACGUACUGCAGUUGAUGUAUCAGAAACCAGAGAGGUGGGCCUACACGUUCCAGAGCUACGCCUGCAUCAGCAGGGUGCGUGCCCAGAUAAAGUCGGCCAAUGGGAAGCUGCGGGAAGCUGAGAAUCCUGUGCAAUUCUUCGAACGCUCCAUCUACAGUGACAGGUACAUAUUUGCUGCCAACCUCUAUGAGAGCGAGUGUCUGAAUGAGACGGAGUGGUCUGUGUACCAGGACUGGCACGGCUGGCUGCACAACCAGUUUGGCAAGCACAUCGAGCUGGAUGGUAUCAUCUACCUGAGAGCUUCAGCUGAGAAAUGUUUGGAGCGACUGCACCUGAGAGGCCGAGAAGAGGAGCAAGAAAUCCCUCUGGAGUAUCUGGAGAAGCUCCACUUCAAGCACGAGAGCUGGCUGCAGCACAAGACCAUGAGUAUGGAGUUUGACUAUCUCAGCGAAGUUCCGGUCUUAACCAUAGAUGUGAAUGAAGACUUUAAGGGAAAUAAAAACAAGAGCGCUGACAUGAUGGAGAAGGUGAAAGAGUUCCUGAGCACGUUGUAAAGAUGGAAAUCACAGAUUGUGGCUGUAGGAAGAAACUGCAAUUAUUUUUAAAGCAAUGAAAAGCAUCAACUCUAUUCUUUUGUUUCUAUAGAAUCAUUAAAAAUGAUCUUGGCCAUUUUUAAAAAAUCAUUAAUGGCUUUUAUUUUUUGUAUAUGUUGUGUAUUUAUCAAUUUUAGGGAGUGUAAAUGAGAAUGUAUGUGCGUUUCUGUUGUUCUUUGGUGUCUUGACAAUAAACCUGACUUAUAACUCAU